Messenger RNA from Xenopus tropicalis (tropical clawed frog), 3811 nucleotides. It is a transcript of the gene fhip1a, whose product is annotated as FHF complex subunit HOOK interacting protein 1A. The transcript is spliced from 12 exons. The record is from RefSeq and is a predicted model, not a curated record. The coding region runs from base 526 to 3471 and encodes 981 amino acids. NCBI's taxonomy places the organism in Eukaryota, Metazoa, Chordata, Amphibia, Anura, Pipidae.
CUGCCCCCUCCCUUUCCCUAUGGCCUUUACUGAUCUUAUGUCAGGCACAAACUCUAAGCAGCCCGUGUAACUAAUCCUGUGCCUCCCCACCCAUACAGCAAAGUGCAGCUCCAUGCAAGGGAUUGAAGGGCUAAGCCCUAGCCUGCUGCUUAACACUCUCCCCCCGCUCUGUUGUGCAUCUGCAAUGAGUAGAAGCCAGAGCUGUCACUUCCCCGGAGUGUUCCCCUGACAGCCUCCCCGCUCUGUGCGACAAGGGAAACCUGUAGAACCGCGUCCUGCCUAUUGUGUGCCUGGGGCUGCACAGAUGAGCGGCGCCCAGGUAACUUUAGGCACAGAAGCCUGACUGUCCCCAGGGUCGCCAUCACCUUGCCUGGUGUGUACAGGUCAGUUCCAGACAUGAAGCACGGCAAAGAUUAGUUUCAAAAGACAAUGACCUGAAGAACCAGACCGUCUGUUCAGAAAACAGGUUGGACAUGACUUAGACAAACAGACCUCGUAAGGAGGAGAAAUAUCAAGAGAGACACAAUGUCCCAAAUUCUGAGUGCCAGCAGCAGACUGAAGCCUGUAAACCUUCACGGUGCAGAUUCAGAGACUUGCACUAUGGUCUUCAAGAACCACUGGAAUCAGGUCCAGCGUAUUUUAGAGAGCCACGAUCCUUUCAAGAAUACUCAGGCCAAAUAUAGAUCAAUUUCUGCUGAUGAAGUCAGCGCCGUACAGAACUAUGUUGAACAUAUGUUGAUGCUUUUAAUUGAGGAAGAGGUGACAGAUGCUGCCAUGGGACCAAUACUGGAGUAUGUUGUGUCUGAGAAUAUUAUGGAGAAGCUGUUUUUGUGGAGCUUAAGGAGAGAAUUUACCGACGAAACAAAGUAUGAGCAGCUCAAGAUGUAUGAGUUAUUGGUCACUCAGUCUCACCAGCCUUUGCUUCAUCACAAGCCUAUUCUAAAACCUCUGAUGAUGUUGCUAAGUGCUUGCUCUGGUACAUCUACUGCAGUGGUGGAGACAAAACUGGCUGUCCUUCUUAAUCAACUUUGCUCAAUCCUUGCCAAAGAUCCAUCCAUCUUAGAACUGUUUUUCCACACUAGUGAAGACCAAGGAGCUGCCAAUUUCCUUAUAUUUUCUCUACUUAUACCAUUUAUCCAUAGAGAAGGCACAGUGGGGCAACAGGCUCGGGAUGCUUUGCUGUUCAUCAUGUCUUUGUCUGCUGAGAAUAAUGUUGUUGCUAAACACAUAGUAGAGGGUACCUUUUUCUGUCCGGUGCUUGCCACAGGACUCAGUGGCCUUUACUCCUCUUUACCCACAAAGCUUGAUGACAAAGGGGAGGAUUGGCAUUGUCUGCUGAAGGAAGAUUGCCUACAGAUUCCUGAACUCAUCCAGUUCCAGAAUUCUCUAGAGUUCUGCAAUGCAGUAAUACAGGUGGCUCAUCCUCUUAUCCGUGCCCAGCUUGUAGAUUAUAUAUUCAAUGGUUUCCUGUUACCGGUUGUGGCUCCUGCAUUACAUAAGGUGACUGUGGAGGAAGUAAUGACAACUACUGCUUAUCUGGAUCUGUUCCUGCGAAGCGUCUCGGAACCCACCUUACUUAAGAUUUUUCUUCGUUUUAUCCUGAUUCAUCAGCAUGAGAAAGUGCACAUACUAGAUACACUGGUUAGUCGGAUCAAUACCCCAUUUCGGCUUUGUGUUGUGUCCUUGGCAUUGUUCCGAACACUCAUUGGUUUACAUUGUGAAGAUGUGAUGUUACAACUCAUUUUGAGAUAUUUGAUCCCUUGCAAUCAUGUAAUGGUCACUCAGCGAUCGGCUGUUAGAGAACAAGACUGUUAUUCUGCAUGCGCAGAAAAGUUUCUGUCCUUGACUCCUGAAUGCUGUGCUCUUACUGUCAGUAGCACUGGAUAUCUGGAGAGAAGGCAGACCAUGUAUUCUAAGUUCAGGCAAAGAACAGAUUCUGAUGAUUCUAAGCAUUUAUAUGAGAAAGAUACCUUGAUGGAUGGAGAUUGUGCAGAGCCAGUUGAUGAUAACUACCUUGAGUAUUUAUGGGAAGCUCAUGAAAAUAUUCUAAACUGCUUAGAAGACUGUAAAGUUUGGUCUGCCCCAUAUGAUGGGCAAAACCCAGACCCUGAAAUCUCCCUUAAAGCCCUAAUGGAGGAUAAUUGUAGAAGAGGGGAGUUCCCAACAUUCAGACGUGCAACUAGACACUAUAUGGAUUCAUUUUCCUCUGAGACACCAUCUCUAGGAGGUAAAACUCUGCUAGAUCUUGAAUGGGAUGACAGCUAUGAUACUGGGAUGUCUCCCGACUCUGGCAGUUGCUCCCCUCAACCCUCUAUUGAUGCAGUUUUACCACCAGAGCCUCCUCACCAUAUUCAAGAGAUGAAGCGGAAUGCGAUCAUGUUCAUCAAAGGAUCAUACAUUGAAGAAUCCGAUUUUCAGGAUGACGUAAUGGUUUACAGAUUAUGUGCUGUAAAGGAUGCUAAGGAUGCAGAUAUGCAGAAUAUAACCGAUAAAAAUGAUAUAGAGACAAAUGAUCAAUUUACAAAACCCCAGGAAGGAAACCAGACCCAAGCAAACUACAAUAAAAAUGCAAAUCUAAAUGAAGACACUGUAAAAACACAGGUUAAACAAACAUUACCCAAAGUGAAGAUUCAGCUUUCUCCUGCAGCAGAUGAUAUCUCUAAUAUGAAUACAUUAAGCCCAGACAGUGAGGAAUUUAUUGCAAGGUACGAUGACAUGCUGAAUGGACUGAAAACCUCGACAUUGGAAGAUGUUAUAUCUCCAAUUCACAGUUUGGCUUCUCCAAUGGAAGAAGAUGAGGAUGAGUUUGAUAAAUAUUCCUUGGACUUACCACAGGCAGAGAGCAUACCAUCCCCAUUUGGGCCAAGAGAUGCAACAAUAUUUUCAAAUUUUCUUCCGAGGCCUCAGACUGCUCCAUUCACUGGACCAUUCAUCAGUGUUGUACUGUCAAAACUAGAGAACAUGCUGGAAAACUCCUUGCAUGUUAAUCUGCUGUUGAUUGGGAUAAUUACUCAGCUUGCCACCUAUCCCCAGCCACUCAUCCGAUCUUUUCUGCUCAACACCAACAUAGUCUUUCAGCCCAGCGUCCGAUCUCUGUAUCAGGUGCUGGCCUCUGUCAAACAAAAGAUUGAGCAAUUAGCUGCAACCCAGCAGAAUUUCCCAGUGCUCCUGGUAGAAGCUCAGCGGUACCUGCUUUGCCGCAUGGACAUGCCUAACCAGUCUGCAGACACAUUUACCAAAGACAACAUAGCGGCGAACACAGAGAGAAAACCUGCUGCUGCUGCUGCGGAAGCUCCCAGAGGAGUGGUACAGAAAGCGAAGGAACAUAGAGCAAAUCCUUUACUACCUCUUUCAGGAGAAUCUAAACAUAUCCAGAAUGCCAUGCUGGCUGCUGCCUUGUUCCCAGAAUUCCUAAAAGAACUUGCUGCUUUAGCCCAAGAACAUUCUGUUUUACAUUCUUUUCAUCACUAGUUUUGAGGAGGGGGUGUAUUAUGUACAUUUGUCAUUUUUAUCAGUGAAAAGGUUGCUGUUAGAUGCGUUUGUAUUUGUAUGGGGAUAAACUGCUGCAGAAAACAAAUCAACACAAUGACUGAAAGGUUUUUAGUACUUCCUGUAAUACUUGAUAGGUGAAUGCUCUGGCCUGAACUAUUUUAUUGGAGGGGAUAUGGCUUGUAAUGGGGGUUUGUGGUUAUAAGAUUUGCCAUUUGUUUUAUUAUCUAAUAUAGGUACCAUAAGGCACUACAGGUAUGGGACCCGUUAUCCAGAAAGCUCCGAAUUACGGAAAGCCCAUCUCCCAUAGACUCAAUUUUAA